Molecule: messenger RNA, 2369 nt
Organism: Dendroctonus ponderosae (mountain pine beetle)
Lineage: Eukaryota; Metazoa; Arthropoda; Insecta; Coleoptera; Curculionidae
Product: LIM/homeobox protein Lhx2
Biological process (GO): neuron differentiation; regulation of transcription by RNA polymerase II
Cellular component (GO): nucleus
Molecular function (GO): RNA polymerase II transcription regulatory region sequence-specific DNA binding; DNA-binding transcription factor activity, RNA polymerase II-specific
Source: RefSeq, a predicted model, not a curated record
UGCCCUGUUGCCCACUUUAUGAGCGUCUCACAAGUGCGCGAUCUCUCGCAUGGUUGUCAUGUGUACUCCGUUUAUCAGCCAACCACCGCGGAACACAUGCGCGAUCUGCGUCGUUCCGGCUCUAUUUUCGUGGUGUGAUUGAGCCCUUUUUUCUGCGCGCAGCGUUUUGUUUGUUGUUUACGUUUUCUCACCUGUCAAGUGGUUUUUGCGUUCUCUAUGAGUAAUUAGAGGUGCUUUUGCAAGCGAUUUACGAGUGGGACUGAAGGUGACUGAAUUUUUCGCUCUUUGCCUUCGGGAUUAAAACGUGAUCAUUUCUGUGCGCGAUUUGGAUUAAUGACUGCAUCUGAGCCAUAAUGGCGUUAUAACGCAAUAAAAUCUCCGGACGCAACACUCGUCUCCCAAGCCCCUGUGGGCUGGAACUCAAAAUGCCUGUCCACUACUUGGGAUUGGCGAUGACAUGACCUCAGAAGCGCACCUCAGAACCGCUCAGCGACCAAGUGAUGUGCAUUGGGGACAGUAAAGCGGGACCUUUUUUUGAGACUACAGUCUCCGCCGGUGAUUCGGCGUAAUUGUUAAAGUGUCCGCGGAUCGUAGUGGUGAGGUCCGCUCAUCCGGGCUGUCCUUCCUGCAGAUGGGGGUGUUUGAGGACAGUGGUGGACGACACUCCUCACCCGGCAUGCACUGGAUAUCCAGGGCGUCCCAGUCCAAGAUAUUUAGCGGGCGGCAAAACGAGCAGUACCUUGGCCCAGCUUACGAUCCGUCUAGAGACCUUUCACCCAACCUGCCCUCAUGCGAACCCCACAUCAAAGGCGAACCCCAAGGGGAUGCACAGGGCACGCCUGGAAUCCAGGAUAACAACAAUCACACCGAUAAAAAUUAUUUGGAAUGAAACAUUGCGCCCGCUGCCAAGCCACCAUCCUCAGUUCGGAGCUGGUGAUGCGAGCCAGAGAUCUAGUUUUCCAUGUUCACUGUUUCUCCUGCGAAGUCUGCAAUUCUCCUCUGAUUAAAGGCGACCAUUUCGGAAUGAGGGACAGCUCAGUGCUGUGCAGACUUCACUUUGAAAUCCCCCCCGAUAUGCCCCCAACCGGAAUGUUUUCCAUGCACGGUUUUCCUGGCAAAGCCGAUAUGUAUAUGCCGCCGUUUCCCAGCCCUGAGUUCCACCCGUCAUUGCCGCCCCAAGUUCCGCCGCCCCCAGUCGAGCCUCCAGUGGGCAAACCGCCCUUUUAUAACGGGCAAACUGGAGCCCCGCCAAGACAAAAAGGCCGGCCGAGGAAGAGAAAGCCGAAGGAUCUCGAGGGGAUGACAGCAGGAUUAGAUUUGAACCAAGACUACUUAGACAUUCCAUUUGGCCGGUCGCCAGGCGCUCCAGGUCUUCACGGUUCGAACCAACGAACGAAGCGAAUGCGAACCUCGUUCAAACACCAUCAGCUCAGAACGAUGAAAUCGUAUUUCGCAAUCAACCACAAUCCGGAUGCGAAAGACCUGAAACAAUUGUCCCAAAAGACUGGCCUACCUAAACGAGUUUUACAGGUGUGGUUCCAAAAUGCACGCGCCAAAUGGCGUCGAAUGAUGCUGAAACAGGAAGGAAAGUCGGGCGAAAAGUGUUCAGGCUCUGAAAGCAUGAGCGAUAUGGAUAUUUAUGGAGGUCCAGGUGGGCCUGCUUCAAUGGGGAGCAGCAUAGGGAUGGCGCCCCAUAGCCCCCCUUUCCUGCUGCCCAGUGGGGCCGGCAGCCCAUCCAGCCUGGAUUGUUCCUGAGAUAUUUUAUGUAGGAUUCCGCUGUUUUUCGGCCGCCUAGGAGCAGUGAUCAUUUGAACUAAGAACAAUGUUCGUAAAAGAGCUAGAAAUCCUCUUGUUACAAGUGACUUACUGAAAAGAGUCCUAAUUUAUACUGAUGGCUAUCAUCGAUUUGUAUUGUAAGUUGAUGUCGCUCCUAGCAGAACUAGGUAAAUUAUUUAAAACGAUUGUUCCUAAUAGGUAACUAACUACUCAAAAAAAGAAUAAUAAUAAUAAUAAUAAUAAUAAUAAUGAACAGUAAGUAGGUUUUAAACUAGAUAAGGUAUUCUUCGAAGGUAAACAAUGUCUUCCUCGUAUUUGAUUAAAUGAUUUUUACCAUCUGUGAAAUAAUGAUAGUGUAAGGUGCGCGUUGUCUUCCCAAUACAUGGCCAAAUCGUUGCGGUUUUUUCCUAAGGAACUCGACUUUCAUUCAAUAAUUUCCCGCAUUUUCCCAUUAUCAGCUUUCUGCAUCGUACCGAAAUUUUGUACAGUUCUGUUUUGUAUAUAAUCUAAUUUAUGGUAAAUAUAAAUGCUACCUCGAAAAAGUGAAUUGUAAAAAUGGUAGCAUAUUCCUAAUAUAAAACAAGUUAUUCUAA